AUGGAGAAUCGGAGCGCGCCGCCGGCUUCCUCGUCCUCAUGCACCGCCGUCGGGAUCCGACGCCGCCGCGCAGAGGCGGAGGAGUACAGCGGCGGAGAUCUGGCGUCGUGCACGGGGAGGUCGUGCGGGUCGUGCACGGCGGGGGUUAUCGCCGACUGCGUGGCGCUGUGCUGCUGCCCGUGCGGGGUGGUGAGCAUCCUGGCGCUGGCCUUCCUUAAGCUGCCAUGGGCGGUGGCGCGGAGGUGCAUCGCCGGGCGGAGGGGUGGGAGACGGCGGCGGAGGGUGCUGGAGGGGAAUUCGGGGAAGGCGGCGGCGGCGUUGGGGAGUACUGCGCCGUACAUCGGAGCGGCGGCGAUCGGAGGUGGUGCGGUGGAUGGGGAUUUUGGGGAUGAAAUUAGGGCGGAGGACGUUUGGUUGGAGCUGAGUGAGGUUGGGCAUUUGGGCUUUGGUAGGGUUUCGUUUACUGGAGUCCACGAACAGGGGCAAUUGGGGAAAGUUACAUGA
Striga asiatica is the source of this 504-nucleotide messenger RNA. NCBI's taxonomy places the organism in Eukaryota, Viridiplantae, Streptophyta, Magnoliopsida, Lamiales, Orobanchaceae. The record is from the annotation of a GenBank genome assembly.